Messenger RNA from Ictalurus punctatus (channel catfish), 3505 nucleotides. RefSeq names its product HHIP-like protein 1. The transcript has 9 exons. Lineage: Eukaryota; Metazoa; Chordata; Actinopteri; Siluriformes; Ictaluridae. Bases 1 to 2763 code for a protein of 920 amino acids. The record is from RefSeq and is a predicted model, not a curated record. Gene Ontology annotation, cellular component: membrane.
AUGAGAUUAGUAAGACUCUGGAGAGCUGGGCUUCUCCACUUUCUGCUUUGGCUCCUCCUGAGCUUCUUGCAUACAGAUGCCCACCCGCAAUGCCUGGACUACAAGCCUCCUUUCCAACCUCAGGAGCCGCUGCGCUUCUGCAAAGAGUAUUCCAAGUUUGGCUGCUGUGAUUUGGAACAAGACAAACAGAUUUCAUACAGAUUUGACCAAAUUAUGGACUACUUUGAUCACUCUGGUUUCAUGGCCUGCGGGAAGUACAUCCGCAGCAUCCUGUGCCAGGAAUGUUCUCCUUAUGCAGCUCACCUGUAUGAUGCUGAGGAUGCGAAUACUCCCAUGCGUGAGCUCCCCGGCCUUUGCCGUGACUACUGCUCUGAUUUCUGGCAUCACUGCCGUUACACACUUAGUCUGCUGACAGACAACAACAUCACUGCCAUCAUUGAGGAGGAUCGGGAAAAAUUCUGUGACCAUUUGGAGCUGAAGGAUCCAGAGUAUUGCUAUCCCAACGUUCUCACCAGCGACGAGUUAAAUGCUAAUCUGGGCAACGUUCAAGCUGAUCCCAAGGGCUGCAUUCAGCUUUGCCUACAGGAAGUAGCAAAUGGCCUGCGUAAUCCAGUGGCAAUGGUGCAUGCAAAUGACGGCACACACAGAUUCUUCAUAGCUGAGCAGCUGGGAUAUGUAUGGACUUACCUCCCAAAUGGUUCAAGGAUUGACAGGCCCUUCCUAAAUCUCACCAAAGCAGUGUUGACCUCCCCGUGGGCUGGGGAUGAACGUGGAUUUCUCUGUAUUGCCCUGCACCCUAGGUUCAGCAUGGUCAAGAAGGCAUAUGUCUAUUACUCUGUAUCUGUGAGCAAGCAGGAGAGGAUAAGGAUCAGCGAGUUCCUUUUGUCAGACACGGAUAUGAACAUGCUGGAUCACUCAUCUGAAAGAACCCUUUUGGAACUUGUGGAACCGGCAUCAAACCACAACGGAGGCCAGCUUCUGUUUGGUUUGGACGGCUACCUUUAUAUCUUCAUAGGAGAUGGAGGAAAAGCAGGAGACCCUUUUGGCAAGUUUGGGAAUUCCCAAAACAAAUCUACUUUACUAGGCAAAGCUCUACGAAUUGAUGUGGACAACAACGAUGAUGGUGCCCCAUACAGUAUUCCCUCUGAUAACCCUUUUAUUGGGGAGAAAGAAACAAAGCCAGAGAUCUACGCCUACGGAGUCAGGAACAUGUGGCGCUGUUCCAUUGACAGAGGAGACCCGAUCACGGGCCAAGGACAGGGCCGCAUGUUCUGUGGAGAUGUUGGCCAGAACAAGUAUGAAGAAGUGGAUAUGAUUGAAAAAGGGGGCAACUAUGGAUGGAGGGCAAAGGAAGGGUUCUCCUGUUAUGACAAUAAACUCUGUUUAAACUCCUCUUUGGAUGACAUCCUACCAAUUUUUGCUUAUCCACAUAAAAUUGGGAGGUCAGUGACUGGUGGUUAUAUCUACAGGGGCUGUGAGAUGCCAAACCUCAAUGGUCUCUACAUCUUUGGGGAUUUCAUGAGCGGACGACUCAUGUCACUUAACGAGAACCCAGACACUGGAAAAUGGGACUACACCGAAAUAUGCAUGGGCAAGGACAAGACAUGCCGCUUUCCAAGACUGAUCAACAGCUACUACAAGUACAUCAUAUCAUUUGGUGAAGAUGAGGCAGGUGAGCUAUAUUUCCUAGCCACAGGAACGCCGAGUGCAGCUUCCAGAGCCGGAGUGGUGUACAAGAUAGUGGAUCCAUCCAGGCGAGCACCUCCAGGCAAGUGCAGCAUCAAACCCAUUCCUGUUCAGAUAAAGGGCAAACUGAUUCACUUCCAUCCUAGAGCAGAGUUUGUGAUCAACAAAAAACCUACAACCACUGCCUCCCCCAAGACCAAAGCAACUACUAAACCCAGCACAACCAUGGUUCAGGCCACACCAAGAAAACAUACCACUGCCUCUCCAAGGAUCCUUACCCAAAAGCCGAAAUUAAGUGCACCAACUCAGAAAUCAAGGAAACCUACACAAAAACCACAGAUUCCUGCACCGAAGCCAACUUUCAAACCACUAAUGACAAACCCUACUGUUCUUAGGAGACAUCAGUCACCAACUGGGACUGUGCACCCACUCCAGAGCACUACACUGAGGCCACAGUAUAUCACCACUUUGAAAGUGAGAUCAGAAACUACACCUCGUAGGACUCCUCAACCAACCACAUUACGUCCAUCUACCAAACAACCACACAUUUCCAGCAAUACCCAUUCAUAUUGGCCUGCCUCUAUAAGCACCACCACCAGACCUGUAUACUGGACUUCAGCCUCCCUGAAAACAUCCCUACCAACAGAGAGGCCUAACAAAAGAGGCAGGGGGCAAGGCAGAAAAAAUGGCCAAAGAAGAGGUAAAGGGGGUGGCAGAAGGUCUCGCAGUGGGAAGGUGAGACUUGUUAGUCCUGAUCCGAAAUGGUCAGAUCGUGGACGAGUGGAGAUCUUCGUGAGGGGUGAGUGGGGGACGGUGUGUGAUGACCUAUUUGACAUUAAGGCAGCAACAGUGGUGUGCAAGCAGCUGGGAUUUGCUAGAGCACUGAGGGUAGCGAAGCCUGGCGAAAUGGGACGUGUGGCCACUAACCUCCGGAUCCUACUGGAUGAUGUGGAAUGUGAGGGAACGGAGAGGACACUGCUGCACUGUCAACACGCUACAGUCGGCAAUCACAACUGCUCACAUGCGGAGGAUGUAGGGGUGGUGUGUAGCUCCGAAGAGGAGAAUGCUGUCAAGUGAUGACCAUUUCCCAGUCCACUCUUGAAUGACUGAAAACAUUGGUCUUGCUCUUGAUUUGUUUGUUUGUAAAAUGGUUAUGAAAUACUUCAGCACCAUCAAUCUCAGCCUAAUUUUAAAUAUGUGCAGAGAAUUACUUUUUAAAUGAAUAUUGACAGGUAGUGAUAAAGUAUGAUAAUGCUGUUGCUAGGUCACAGUUUUAAAUGGAGGUGUUGAUCAUCUCAGACAAAGACAAGGCUAAGAUAGCUAAUGUUUUUAAAUGUUUAAUAAGAUUAAAACAAUUCACAAAUUCAGAAGGGAAACACUUCUUAGACCUUUAUAUACAAAAUCACACACACACACACACACACAAAUUAGGACAGAUUUUCAUGUUAUAGAUUUCAAACCUAUAAAACCCUUAUACGAAUAUCAUUUGAGUUUUUUAAAAAUAUAUAUAUUUCUGUAUAAUUUUACAUUUUAUCUAAUAUCGAUACACAAAUCAAGUUAACACCCAAAUCAUGCAGAAUUUUCAACAAUUGGGACAGGAUCCAAAAUUAAGAUCAUCUCCACACCUUAUGUCACUAAAAUUAAGUUGAGUGUAGUGGCUAUCUGAAAAAACAUGCAUUUAUAUGGAAGAUCAUAAAAUUAGAAAUGACAUGGCCAAAAGUUUGUGGACACCUGAUCAUCACACCCAUAUGUGGGUCUUCGCUUUGCGCACAGGGGCAUAGUCAUGCUAGAACAGGUUUGGGCUUCUUAGUUUCUAUGA